GUUUCUGUCUUUCUUUGUUUUUAAUCCAAUUCUCGGAAUUUCUAAGUGUCGUGUCGAGAUUUUUUAUUGUUUCUUCUUUUUCUUUUUUUUUUAUUUACCUUUUUUUCGAUUUUUUUUCCUUUUUUUUUUUUUUAUUUAUCUUCUUUCUCCAAAUCGUUCCAACAAACGGAGACAAUAAUUUUCAACAUUUACGGGAGUUUCUCUAUUCACAUCGAAUCUACAACGGAAUUCGUACAUCGAGUUUGAAGAUCUAUCAAUCGAGUAGAUAAGUUUGAUCAAUAUGGAGCAAGGCGGAAUCUCGAUAAUAUCACCGCCAGGUAUUACAGAAAAUUCCAUUGGAAAACCAACGAAAAACAUUGGACUGGCAUUGAGAUCAAACGCGGGUAUUAGGAGUGCCAAAGAGAAGCUGAAAGCACCUUGGUUAAAAAAUCUAAUAAAAGAAGAGAAGUCGAUCUACGAGACAAUCAUGGUACUUCUAGGAGAGAUUAUCGGCACUGCAAUUUUAGUUUUCAUUGGAUGCCUGAGUUGCGUAGGAAGCAUGGGUAUCGUUCCACCACUUUAUCAAAUUUCCAUGAGUUUCGGUAUUGCAGUCACGAUUGCGAUUCAGUGCGUAGGUCACAUAAGCGGAGCUCACAUAAAUCCAUCGAUCACAGUGGCCAGUUUAAUACUCGGCCUUAAGUCUCUACCUAUGACUGGCCUUUACAUUUUUGCACAAUGCUUAGGAGGAGUCUUCGGUUAUGGUUUGUUAAAGGCAAUAACACCGAGUGGUAUGUUACACGGUGGAAAUCCAGAGGAUACGAUUUCCUUCUGCAAAACCGAUUUACAUCAGAAUAUAAGUGUUUUUCAAGGAUUGUUAAGCGAAAUCAUUGCAACUGGUAUAUUGGUAUUCUUUGCAUGUGGCGUUUGGGAUCCACGAAAUGAAAAAAAUUCUGAUUCAGUACCACUGAGAUUUGGCUUUUGUGUCACCGUUCUUUGCUUCGUUUUCAUUCCUUACACCGGUUGUAGCUUGAAUCCAGCCAGAUCAAUCGCACCAGCCAUUUGGAAUGGAUAUUGGAAAAAUCAUUGGGUCUUUUGGAUCGGUCCAAUUAGCGGCGCUAUUAUAUCAUCCAUUCUUUAUCGUUGUCUCUUUUUACCUACAAUUAAAAAGAACGAAGACAAUCAAAAUACCUUGACCGGAAUAGAAACUUAAACUGAUCGAUACGCGUAAUGAUCACAAUUCGAGAGAAAAAGAGUGAAACGGAGAGAAAGAAAGAAGGAAAGAAAGAAAGAAAUAAAAAGAGAGAGAGAGAGAGAGAGAGAGAGAGAGAGAGAAAUCCUGAUCGUUUAAUCGAGCCGAAAUAAUUGGCGCUUACGAAUAAAAGGAUAAUGAAAGGAUCGUUAUCAUUUGAAGAAGGAGAGAGAAGAAGAGAGCUGAUAAGCCGAAAAGUUAUAAUAGCAUGAACAAAAAGAUCAUGUUCCUUGUUUUUUUUUUCUUUUUUCUUGUUUUAUUUUAUUUUUAUAAACUUUUCUUUCAUAAUUUUGUAGAAAAGUAAGUAAUCGAUGCAUUUUUAUCUUUUGACAAUUAGCGUUCGAUGAGAAAUCCUUCGAAUCGUUAUCGUCGUCGUCGUCGAAAUAAUUUUCUUUUCUUUUUUUCUUCCUUUACUCUUUCUUUUUUAAUUGUACAAAAGAAAUUCAUAUAGUUAAAUUUUAAGAUUUUAGAUUUAUCCAUACCCCGCCCGUCUUCCCAAUUCGCUCCAAUCCCCCGCUCUUUAUAGGCGGGAAUUUUAUAAGAAAAA
Molecule: messenger RNA, 1775 nt
Organism: Vespa mandarinia (Asian giant hornet)
Lineage: Eukaryota; Metazoa; Arthropoda; Insecta; Hymenoptera; Vespidae
Product: aquaporin-like
Biological process (GO): transmembrane transport
Cellular component (GO): plasma membrane
Molecular function (GO): channel activity
Source: RefSeq, a predicted model, not a curated record